This is a messenger RNA of Pimephales promelas (fathead minnow), 2690 nucleotides long. RefSeq names its product claudin domain containing 1b (gene cldnd1b). Gene Ontology annotation, cellular component: membrane. Lineage: Eukaryota; Metazoa; Chordata; Actinopteri; Cypriniformes; Leuciscidae. The record is from RefSeq and is a predicted model, not a curated record.
GUGAACUAAUCGCUCUCGUGCGGAUUGAGGUGAUGUGCACGCGCAUACGUAUGCGUAACCGGAACAGAGUCGUCAUCAGCGCGCUGGGUUUGCUCAAUAUGAUGACACACUUCUUUAGAUCUCAAGAAGGAUGGCGUCCAUGAAGAAGUGAUCUGACUUUCUGCCAUGGAUAUCACUGGAAGAUAAAAAUGAAACUUGACUUCUGUUUAAAACAACAAAUCAUAUGAUCGAUUUCCUCACACUCAUCUACUAAGUAGUUAAUUUUUUGGCUAUCUGAAAGUUGUUUUUUAAUAUUACUACAUCAUCAAAACAAUGGUGGACAACCGCUACGCCACCGCGCUGGUCAUCGGCUCUGUGCUGAGCCUUCUUGCCACCGUCUAUCUCUCUGUUGCAAUGGGAACGCAGCACUGGUUCCAGUACCACAGUCAGCCGGCCAGCAACGACGUCAACAACGGCUCAGACCUGCACAGCCUGCGGCAGGACUUUGAGGGAGAGGACGUGGAUGAGAGGAGCUACAGUGUUGCUUUGUUCCGGUUGAAUGGCACACUGGGUCUCUGGUGGCGCUGCAUUCUGGUGCCCCGAAGCUCACACUGGUUUAAAGAGCCUGAUCUGAUAAUGGUGACUAAAUGUCAGGCCUUUACUUUGCCCCAGCAGUGGGAAUCCAAGUUCAUAUCUCCUGGAAAUAUUAACAGUGGAGAAGAUCUGCUGCGUACAUACCUGUGGAAGUGUCAGUUCCUGUUGCCGCUGAUCUCUGUUGGACUGGUGUUUCUCGCGGCAUUGAUCGGAGUGUGUGCCUGUCUUUGCCGCAGUGUCACUCCCACCCUGUUCGUAGGGAUCCUGCAUCUGCUUGCCGGCCUGUGUACUGUGGCCACGGUAUGCUGUUUCCUCGCGGGCGUGCAUCUGCUACAUAAUAUAUCAGAGCUUCCCGAGGGUAUGGACUACUCUCCGGGCUGGUCCCUGUUUUUGGCCCUGAUCUCGUCUCCGCUGCAGAUCAUGGCUGCUGCGCUCUUCAUAUGGGCUGCGAGGAGUCACCGCCAACACUACACUCGAAUGACAGCCUACAGGGUUGCCUAGGCAACAGUGUACUAACUGUAGAGUUGCCGAAGCGAUUGCUUCAGCAGCUGCUUUUACCACUAACCUAGUAGCUGUUAUUUACAAAAGUUAUGAAGGAAACGGUCUGAACACACCACCCAAAGUUAGUAGGUUAAACCAGCGCCGUCCACUCAUAGCACUCUCCUGUGAAUACUUGCAUCUCUUGAAGGAUCUUCCUACUAUAUAACUGCCUUUUUAACCACUCUGUUGACAUCUUUGCUGUUUGAGAGGAGAAACUAAACCUAUAAUAAUCAAGUCACACUCCAGUAGUUCUUCAGGGCUUCAUCAUUUAUUUAGACGCAUUUAACCUGUUGACUAAACUUAUUUAGAUGUGGUAGUUUCGUUUCCUCUGUGUUUUAAAAAAACACCACCGCCUGUUUUUGUAGCUAUUUUAGCACUGUCCAAUCCCAAGAUGCACUAGGGUUUUUGCCUUGGCCUUGGCCUGAAAGACUGAAUGUUUCCAUCUGUCAUUAUUACCACUCGAGCCUUUUGUGUUUUCCUGAACAUUCGUUGUGCUUAUUUAUUGCUUUGUUUCUUGUGCUUUACAUUGGUUAAACUGUUUACCAUUUAGUCUCUCUUUGAGAAUGUAUUACAUUAUGAAUAUUAUAUUUGUUUGGUAACUUUGUUUAGAAUCCAAUUAUGUUUUGUGAUGGUUCAGGUAGCCAUUUAAAACCAUCUCAGCUGUGGUUUAUAUUCUUAUUUAUACUUUAUUUGAAACGUUAAUUUUCUCAACACGGUUCGCCUCAGUUUAACAAAAUUCCUAGGCAAUUUUUGGCAUAUAAAGCCAAAAAUUCAGUAGCACCUCAUUGCAGUACACGAGAUCCAGGGGGCGGAGUUGGAUCCAGAUCUGUGGAGUGGAGUUGGAUAGGUUUAGGGGUGGGUUUAGGGAUCAGGGGGUAGAGCUGGGUAGGUUUAGGGAUUUAGGGGUGGGGCUGGGUAGGUUUAGGGAUCAGGGGGUGGAGCUGGGUGGAUUUAGGGAUCGGGGGUGGAGCUGGGUAGGUUUUGGGGUGGGUUUAUGGAUCAAGGGGUGGAGAUGGGUUGGUUUAGGUGUACGUAAGGUGGGAGGAGUUGGAUCUGGAUCCGACUCCUCCCUGUGGAUUUCAUGUUCUGCAGUGAGGACCAUCUCCAAAAAUUAGCAAAUGAACCUCAAAUGAAAUUAUGGUUAAGGUAGCAUUUGAAGUUUGUGUAUAUCACGCACAGCUGCAUAUAAAAGACUGUUGAUGUCUUUCGGUCAGUUGUAAAAUUUACCCAAGAUUUCACUAGGAUCAUAUUGUAAAACGAUAUGGGAAAAAUCACAGUGUACAUCCAGCUCCAGUUGAUUUCAUCGUGCCACAACAUCUAUUCUCUGUUGUAAUAUUUUGAGAUCGUGUUCUGUUUUUGUCUUUUUAUUCUAAGCCUGUGAGAGGCUUGGUUUUUUCAAAGCAUUCAGGUGAGAGCAGCAGCAUAUGAGCAAUACAGUCAAGAGGAUACCUCACACGCCACAGCCCAAUGUGACACAAUCAUGACGGUGUCUCAAUUACUUCAGAUGGUUUUGCCUUUUUUAUACAGUUUUGUAAGCAUUCCUGAUAAAUGAACAUUUUGCUGGUCACAAUAAAUAU